AUGCGGCAGAUGAUCUUGGCCGCGGAUAAGGCAGAGCGCCAGUCGGCUUUGAACAAGCUCCUGGCCAUGCAGCGCGAAGACAUCAGCAUGCUAGUGACCUACCUCCUGAGCUUUUUGCUCUCGGUGCAUGCGGGCCUGGCAGAGGAUGCAUCCAUUCGCUUCGCUGCACAGCGGUGGCCUGAGCUUUUGCCAAUCGCGGCCGAGGUCAUCUGCGAGUUGGGGUGGUGGAUUGAGGCUCGAGGGGACAGAAUAUGCCGUCGUGACGAGCGUGGCUAUGUUCGGUCCUUCCAUGUGGGCUUCGACUCUGAAAAGCUUCUACACGAAUGGCUUGUGGAUUGGCAUCGCCGCGCGGCCCUGGAUGCUACAGUCCGCGUGAGGAGGUCGCUGCAUCGUGACGGAGAUGAGGAGGACCUGGCCCAAGGCCUCUCACUGCCUACAGUUCCCACAGGUUCUCUGUGUGUUUAUGCUGGACAUCGCAAAGCGUAUGAGGCUUCCGCCAAUCGGCAUGUCCGAAACUCUGCUUUGGCAACUGGUUGCUCAGUGUGGGCUAAGGCUGCUAAGCAACGUGUCCCUGCCGAGCGGAUCAAGACAUGUGGGUGUGGGGCCUCUUUCCCGAGCAGGCCUCACCUGCUUUGGCAGUGUAGUGCCACAGAGCACUUGCGCCCUCGUUGCGAGGCGCCUAAAAACAGAGUUGAGGAGCGCAUGCUGGCCAGGGUUGUCCCUGAGCUCCCUGCGCCGCCGUGCGUCAUUGGGGAUGACGAGGUUCUCGAGGCCAUCACCGUUGACAUCGAGAAGCUGUUGCGCGACAAGGGCACCGUGACCGUCGGCACUGAUGGCAGUGUUGUCUCCGAGGUCGCUGCGUGGGCUGUUGCCAUUCAUGGUGGGGGCACCCAUGCUUCUGGAGUCAUUGGGGAAGACCAGUCUCCAUACCGUGCCGAGGUUGAGGGCAUUCGACGGCUGUUGCUUGCUGCCAGUUCUUGCACCGGGUCUGGUAGGCUUGUGAUCAUCUCUGACUGCAAGUCUGCUAUUGACACUGCUUUUGGACGUGGUCAGGCCACUCUUUUGGUUGCGGAGGUGGAAGCCCUUUUAGCUGCUGUAUGUGGUUUGGGCAUUGAGGUCACCCUACAUUGGGUUCCGAGCCAUGGCAAACUUGCGCCAACACGAUGGCGGCCUCCUCCGGGGGGCGAGCUUUUGGCGAGGUUUCUAAACGAUGCUGCUGAUCGGGCUGCCAAGGCCCAUGCUGGACUUCGUGCACGUCGCAGCGCUCGCGAGGCAUGCCUUGCUGCGCGCGCUGGUGCUGCUGAGUGGGAGACGCAGGCGAUCACUGGCCUUGCCAAGAUUGCUGAGUUCUACGAUUUGCAGUAG
Molecule: messenger RNA, 1365 nt
Organism: Symbiodinium natans
Lineage: Eukaryota; Dinophyceae; Suessiales; Symbiodiniaceae
Source: the annotation of a GenBank genome assembly